CUUGCUCGAAAUGGGCGAUUCAGACGAGGAUAAUUACGCAACGUUUGGUGUUCCUCUUGAUCCUUUGGACGAAGAGAACAUCCCGCGAAAGAAGCCUGUCACGAUCGAGGAUCAAUAUGCAUAUGACGCCCAAGGUAGACGUAGAUUCCAUGGGGCCUUUACAGGUGGUUUCUCAGCAGGAUACUUCAACACCGUCGGCACUCGCGAUGGCUGGAGACCACAGCGGUUUAAGUCUUCCAGGAGUAACAAGGCGGACAGCGUUAUUCAGCGACCAGAAGAUUUUAUGGAUGAAGAGGAUACAAGUCUCUUUGGGAUAGCUCCUAAAGGUAUUCGAGCCACCAGUGAUUAUGCUGAUCAUGAACAGAAGGGAAAAAAGAGGGAAAGGAUAAAUCAAGAAGAACCUAUCCCUGGUACUCCCAUCUUAAAGGAACUUCUAAGACCUGUCAAAGAAACAGUGGGUAUUGUCCUGUUAAAAAAAAUGGGAUGGAAACCUGGUCAAGGUAUAGGUUCCAGAUUGACAAAGAAAGAAAAACAGAAGAUAAAACUGCGCAAUGAAAAAUUAAAACUAGCACAGAACAAUCCCGAAAUGAUAGAAAGCAAUUCUGAGGAUUCGGAUGAUGAGUCAACUAAUAUUACUUUUGCACCUGACGAUUAUGAGCCAUUCCGGUGCAAACCGAAAGAUAAUUAUUUUGGCAUUGGUUACUCGGGCUUAGAUAGGCGGAAAGUCCUUUCCAGUCACAUCAAUUUAUUUGACGGUCCGGCUUUUUGCGUUCAAGAUAAAAACAAGAAAUUAUCGAUUCAUGGCCAGGCGUUUGGAGUUGGUGCCUUCGAGGCUGACGACGAAGAUAUAUACGAGAAAGAAGACAUGUCGCGUUACGACUUUGCUUUGGGACCUGAGUGUAAGGCAAAAACAAGAUGGUCUCAGGAAAAACCGAGUAGCUCACAAACUGAUUGCCUGGACAAUUUUAUUUACGCGAAAGAGAGACUAGAGAGCAAAAAAAUCUUCAAACCUCCAGAAUUGCCGAAGAAUUUUGUACCGGUACAUACUAUUAGGAAAAGUAGGUUUUAUCCGCCGAUUACAACUUCAGUAGAAAGUAAACGCAAGGAACCAUUGAAUGCCACAGAUAGAGGGCGAAUCUUGGAAGAUCCUAAUGAAUGUUCGAAAAAGUCACAAGGAUUGUCAAGCACAUCCGUUGCAUCUAAUAUUAUUUCAAAAACAUUGAAUUUACAUGGUAAACAACAAACAGAAGAGAGAAGAAAAUUAGAGACGCAGCAGAAGACAACAAGCAACUCUUGGCUAGACAAAUUAAAUACACAAAACUUUGUCAAAGGAGGUAUCGUCGGUUCCAAUAAAGACGAUAUGAGUAAUUUGAAGAAAUUGGAAGACUUUAAAGAAUCUUUAUCUGCACAAUCAAGUUUUAUCACGGAUAAAUUAAUAGAGAAUGGUUCCUCAAAUAAGAGUGAAACAAGGAAGUUGUUCUUGUUUAAUUCAGAUAAACAGAAACGAUUCGAGCAGUAUCUUAUUUUCUCAAAAAACGGCGAAAAGGAUAAAUUUGAAAGUAUUCAACCACUUUCUAUGACUAAUUGGGAGAGGGAGCUAGAACGCGAGGAAUUUGAGCAAGCGAUAAAACUGGAACAAUCGAAUAAUUAUAUGGCGGAUAAGUUUGUACAUAGUGCUAAUGAUACGACGGACAGAAUAGAUUUGGAAGAGGAUAUAAAGAAAGCAGUGAGAUUAAAAAUGUUCGGCAAACUUACCCGACAACGGAGCGAAUGGAAGCCGAUGAGUAUCGUUUGCAAGAGAUUCAAUAUUCCUGAACCGAAAGUUGGAUGUGCAUUGAUUGCAACAGAUCGAAAAUCAGCCAGAUUCUCAAUCUUUGAUUCCUUGGACUGGUACAGUUCAUCAAAAUUCACAAAAUCUGUGGAUACAAUUAAGACUCAAGUUGAAGAAAUUCCUCUGCCGUCAAGGAAAACUGAAGAAAAAUUUAAUGAAACGAUUUUCAUUGGCGUCAACAAUAUUCCAUCUAAUAUUUAUCAACUUUUAGAACCUAUGUCUGAAAAGUUUAGAAUUUUCGAAGCUUCCUAUGAAAAAGUUUUCGGUAAAAAUAUUCAAAAUAUUUCUUCCACAACAUCAAAAGAUGUCAAACAAACUACAGAAAAUAACUUAAAAAAUGAAAUAAUUCAAGAAGUAAAAGAAAAAACACCUUUUGAACCGGUGUCUGCGCUUAAAGAUCAAUCCGAAGAAAAGAAAGAUCUAUUCAAGGCGAUCUUUCUCAGCAGCAGUGAGAAUUCCGACAGCGAGACGGAGGAUAAUGUUGACAACGAAACUGUUAAGUCGAUUUUGAUUGGAAAAGAUCCGAAGGAGAUAAAUGUGCAACGCAAUAUAUCGCCGCCACGAGGAAUCUUUGCAAAAUUAGAUCUCGACAGCUUGGUGACACAACCAAAACACAUUAAUAAUGACGAAAGUAAGCUGUCUGAAAUUUCAGAAACUAAAUCGCUAGUUACUGAUGAAUCACAAAAUGAUUUUAUGCAUCAUAACGAUGUAACUAAUGACAAAGAGACUGCCAUACUGCCAGAUAUGUAUGGUCCGGUCCUGCCACAAAGAUUAUUGAAACAAGACAGUACUGCAACAACGACAGAAGCUGAUGAUACUAAUCAACUGUUUAAGCCAGUAUUUCGAAGUGUCGUAGUAUCGAAAACUACGAAGGAUUCAAAACUCGGUGGAAAAUGGGUGGAACGAGACAAGGUGAAAAAAUUGAAGAAGAAACAUAAACAUAAGGUGAAAGAUAAAUAUAAGAGUCCCAAGUAUAAGAAAAAAUCUAAAAAAGAGAAACAUUCAAAACGUUGA
Molecule: messenger RNA, 2845 nt
Organism: Cyphomyrmex costatus
Lineage: Eukaryota; Metazoa; Arthropoda; Insecta; Hymenoptera; Formicidae
Product: G patch domain-containing protein 1 homolog
Exons: 3
Coding region: 11-2845 (944 amino acids)
Biological process (GO): mRNA processing
Cellular component (GO): nucleus
Molecular function (GO): RNA binding
Source: RefSeq, a predicted model, not a curated record